AUGCGAGGGAAACUCAUCUCCGAGACUUACGGGGAACAGGAUGGGCACUGCCAGUCGUUGAGUGGCCAGUCCUCAGCCGAAGAGGCGGUAUGCAAGCAAAGCUACGAUAUAGAUGCUGCUGGAUUUCACUGGCAGUGUGUCGUCGCGUUGAAGUCUUCCGGUGGCUUUACCUGCCAGUACUCGCAUUUGUGCCAGCACGAGGAGAACCCGGCCGCCGUGUGGGAUUCGCUUCCAGUCCUUAGUGCAGACGUCAAGUUGGAGAUGACACUUGUGGAUUUCGAAAAGACGGCCAACAGACACCCCCACAUGGCACGCCUCACGGGCAACAAAUUCUUGGUUUUCGCGCGCAAUAACAUUGGGGGCAAAGGGAUGCAAUGCCAGGCAGUGGAAGAUGUUGUGGGUGGCAUCCUGACUGGUGAUCGACUCGACAUUCCCAGCGGUACGCAACAUGGCGCGCAAAUUUCAGAGAACAAGGUCGCCAUCUGCCGCCAUGCAGGUUCGAUGCUGAGGUGUUACACUGUGACGGCAAAUGCUCGCAGUCUUUCCAAAACUAGCGAGCAGGACAUGCCAAAUCGGAUCAGCCCCAUGGAGUACACCUACAUGCCGACACUGUUGUACCUUGAGGAGCACAAGGUGCUGCUGUGCGGCUAA
Messenger RNA from Symbiodinium sp. CCMP2456, 651 nucleotides. The record is from the annotation of a GenBank genome assembly. NCBI's taxonomy places the organism in Eukaryota, Dinophyceae, Suessiales, Symbiodiniaceae.